UCGUAGCGUGUACUAAUUUUAUCAACAAACGAUCCUUUCUAUAAAAGUUUAAUCUGGAAAGUAUUUCUCGUAGUCUAUUGAAAAUAUGUAAUUGCUGCACGGUUUAAAAGUUUGAACAGAUUAUCUGAUUAUAAUCAAUGGAUCGAAACAAGCGUAAACCAUGGAAAAAGAAUCUAUACGAAAAUUUAGACUAUGAGGAUAACUACACCGAUCCGAGCUUCCUCCAGGAUUUAAAAACUAAUCACAAUCUUGAAACUUAUACAUUCUACGAAGCAUUUGCUGGUGCCUCACGCUUAAGCCAACAGAUCACAAUUGUUACCACAUUCUUGAUUGUGUUCCACUAUCUUUAUACUGAAGCAGUUAGUCCGCAAAACAUUCUGGCUAAAGCGAGUAUUAUAACAAUAAUAGGUUAUUUCAUUUACACCGGGAAAAACUUUCGUCUGAACAAUGCUGUGGAAGAUUCAAAAACCGCAAUGGCUGUGCUAGUGUUCGGAUAUAUCUUCUCACCGCUAUUGCAUACCUUAACGGACAGCGUCAGUACUGAUACGAUUCUUUCGACGACCUUCGUUAUGUUGGCCUUACAUCUAAUAUUUUUCGAUUACGGAAUAUCUGCUGCGAUUGUAUCGAAAGCGAUAUCGCUGAACACGGCUAUCUUCGGAUCAAUAUGCUUGGCCUCCCGAUUAUCGUCGUCGUUUCACGCGUUUGUACUGCUCGAGGUUGCCGCAGUUUACUUUGCUCUAGGACCAAUCUUGAUAGCCCGGAUUUUUAGUAUCCCGCUACUGUUGGCUACAAUCACCGUCUGCUUCUAUUUUCUGUUCAACAUUUCGCUAACCAUAUUCUGGAUAUACAUCUGUGUGCUUGGUUUUAUCAAUUUCUGUUGUCCGUUCCUGUUUGUACACUUGCAGAAACAUAAAAACAACAUUCAUGGACCGUGGGAUGAAGCAAUCGUGAACGACAUGUCAUGUACAUAAUUGUUCUGUGAAGAAUUGAGAUGAAGUUCUAGUCGUUUUUUAAAUACAGAUUAUAAAAUUCUAA
Malaya genurostris is the source of this 1035-nucleotide messenger RNA. It is a transcript of the gene PIG-C, whose product is annotated as phosphatidylinositol N-acetylglucosaminyltransferase subunit C. The transcript has a single exon. The coding region runs from base 138 to 971 and encodes 277 amino acids. Gene Ontology annotation, biological process: GPI anchor biosynthetic process. The record is from RefSeq and is a predicted model, not a curated record. Gene Ontology annotation, cellular component: glycosylphosphatidylinositol-N-acetylglucosaminyltransferase (GPI-GnT) complex; membrane. NCBI's taxonomy places the organism in Eukaryota, Metazoa, Arthropoda, Insecta, Diptera, Culicidae.